AUGCUUCCUGAUCGUUGCUCUCUAUUCCCACAACCAUUGCCCUAACCAGGACUGGCUACAUAGUUUGUGGGCCCAGUGCAAAUGAAAAAGCAGGGCCACUUGUUCAAAAUGGAUCUUAAGACGGUGUGGAGUGUUAAAACAACCCCAGCCCCAUGUAAGUGUAGGGCCCUGUGUGAUUACACAUACGGCACGAAGCUAGUCCUGGCCCCAGCUCAGGCCCUUCCUCACUCUUGUCUGAACGGGUACCUCUUUACUGGUCUCUCUCACUUUUUUUUUUUUAAGAUUUUAUUUAUUUGUCAGAGAGAGAGCAUAUAAGCAGGGGGAGCGGCAGGCAGAGGGAGAAGCAGGCUCCUCAAUGAGCAGGGAACCCGAUGCAGGGCCAACCUCAGGACCCUGGGAUCAUGACCUGAGCCCAAGACAGAUGCUUAACCGACUGAGCCACCCGGGUGUCCCCAGUCUCUCUCACUUUUAGCCUGCAUACUUUCACUCCUUACUCACAGCUACUAGAGUGCAAAUCUUCCCAUGGCCUUCCGGAUAAAACCCCAGCUCCUUAGCAUGAUACACAAGGACUUCCUCGAUUACUGCCCUGCUCACUGUUGCUCCCUACCUCCCAGUCUUUGUUCACCUCUACCUAAACCUCUGUGACACUAUGCUUCCUGUUGCCUUUGCCUAGAAUGUCUUUCUUCUUACCUCCUCCCAAAAAACUGUUCAUCACUCAAAACCCAGCUCAGAUAUCUCUCUGUGAACCCUUUCCUGACCUCUUCCUUAGCAAUCUCGCUCCUUUUCUCUAAGCCCCUGAUACGCUGUAGAGUAAGGGUCAGCAAAUUUUUCUUGAACGGCCAGAUGGUAACCAUUUUAGGUUGUGUUGGCCAAGAGGCAAAACUGAGGGAGGGAGGAAGUUGGGUAACUAGGGGAUUUCUUAUUCAGUCUAGUAUAAGACCAUGUCUUGAAGCCUGACUGUCCACCAGAAAGAAAAGCCUGCUCUUCAAGUGAGUUGGACUUCUUUCCACUGGAGUGAGAAUUGAAGACUGGGAGACCCAGUCUAGUAUAAGACCAUGUCUUGAAGCCUGACUGUCCACCAGAAAGAAAAGCCUGCUCUUCAAGUGAGUUGGACUUCUUUCCACUGGAGUGAGAAUUGAAGACUGGGAGACCCAGCCUCCAUGAUGCAGAACAACUCCGUCACCAACUUCUCCUGCUACCAUGAGUCUGUACUGGGCUAUCGUUAUGUUGCAGUUAGCUGGGGGGUGGUGGUAGCUGUGACAGGCACCGUGGGCAACGGGCUCACCCUGCUGACCUUGGCCAUCCAGCCCAAGCUCCGUACCCGCUUCAACCUGCUCAUCGCCAACCUCACAGUGGCCGAUCUGCUGUACUGCACCCUUCUCCAGCCCUUCUCUGUGGACACCUACCUCCACCUGCAGUGGCGCACUGGCGCCACCUUCUGCAGAGUCUUUGGGCUCCUCCUCUUUGCAUCCAAUGCUGUCUCCAUCCUCACCCUCUGCCUUAUUGCCCUGGCACGCUACCUCCUUAUUGCCCACCCUAUGCUCUUUCCCCAAGUUUUCAGUGCCAAGGGGAUACUGCUGGCAUUGGUGAGCACCUGGGUGGUGGGCGUGGGCAGCUUUGCCCCUCUCUGGCCUAUCUAUAACUUGGUGCCUGUAGUCUGCACCUGCAGUUUUGACCGCAGCCAAGGCCGGCCCUACACCACCAUCCUCAUGGGCAUCUACUUUGUGCUGGGGCUCGGCAGUGUUGGCAUCUUCUAUUGCCUCAUCCACCGCCAGGUGAAGCGAGUAGCACAGGCGCUGGAUCAGUACAAGCAGUCAGGUGUCCAGUCCAACCACGAGGCUGGGACAGAGGCUAUACCUGGUCAUUUCCAGGAGCUGGACAACAAGCUGGCAUCAGAAAGGCCCAGUGAGGGGAUUUCGUCAGAGCCAGUUAGUUCUGCCACCACCCAGACCAUGGAAUGGGACUCAUCAGAAGUGGGGAACCAGCGCAGCAGGGAGGUAGCUAAGCAGAUGGCAGAGCAAAGCCAUCCAGAAGCACCAGCCAAGACCAGGCCAACUACAAGAGCCCAAAGAACUCAGGAACCCCCAUCAGAGUUUGGGAAGGUGACUCGGAUGUGUUUUGCUGUGUUCCUCUGUUUUGCCCUGAGCUACAUCCCCUUCUUGCUGCUCAACAUCCUGGACGCCAACGCCACUGCGCCUCGUGUUGUCCACAUGCUCGCUGCCAAUCUCACCUGGCUCAAUGGUUGCAUCAACCCUGUGCUCUAUGCAGCCAUGAACCGUCAGUUCCGCCAAGCCUAUGGCUCCCUCCUAAAACGAAGGCCCCAGAGUUUCUGUAGGCUCCAUUAGAACUGUGUCCCCAGUCAUCAGAAUCCAAGACUGACUCUUCCAGAACUAAAAUGGCCAGCUGGUAGGGAGUAGGUGAAAGUAAGACCCGUGGGCAUUUUCACAGACAACUUUCCCCCCACCCUCAAACCAGGCUUCUCCCUCUUUUGAUCAAUGUUUCAGCUCUAGACUGCCCAAGGUGCAUUAUUAUUAAUAAAUGAAUUCUAUCCUU
This is a messenger RNA of Mirounga angustirostris (Northern elephant seal), 2553 nucleotides long. It is a transcript of the gene GPR84, whose product is annotated as G protein-coupled receptor 84. The transcript is spliced from 3 exons. The record is from RefSeq and is a predicted model, not a curated record. Gene Ontology annotation, biological process: neuropeptide signaling pathway. Bases 1161 to 2345 code for a protein of 394 amino acids. Gene Ontology annotation, cellular component: plasma membrane. Gene Ontology annotation, molecular function: urotensin II receptor activity. NCBI's taxonomy places the organism in Eukaryota, Metazoa, Chordata, Mammalia, Carnivora, Phocidae.